Molecule: messenger RNA, 5657 nt
Organism: Xenopus tropicalis (tropical clawed frog)
Lineage: Eukaryota; Metazoa; Chordata; Amphibia; Anura; Pipidae
Gene: dctn1
Product: dynactin subunit 1
Exons: 32
Coding region: 203-4048 (1281 amino acids)
Cellular component (GO): spindle; cell cortex; centriole
Source: RefSeq, a predicted model, not a curated record
CAGCCUCUCCGGCAUCCUCUAGGCAUCAGCAGAGCAUCCUGGGUUUUGGGGGGGUACCAGGGGUAACCCCAACAUAGGGCCUGGAUCAAUAUGAUGUGAAGGCAGGACAGGUCUCUCCUGCGCCAGGGGCAGCCAUGCCAAAGCCAUUGUAUCUGGAGAGAAAUAUAUAAGGAAGAAUAAAGAGCGGAGGAAUCCCACCAGCAUGGCCCAGAGUAAGCGGCACACCUACAGCCGGACCCCGAGCUCCAGCGCCAGGAUGAGUGUGGAGGCCACGGGCAAGCCUCUGAAAGUGGGCUCCCGAGUGGAGGUGAUCGGCAAAGGAUACCGUGGGACGGUGGCUUAUGUGGGCGCCACUCUCUUUGCCACAGGGAAAUGGGUGGGAGUCAUUCUGGAUGACUCCAAGGGAAAGAAUGACGGCACUGUGCAGGGAAGGAGAUACUUCACAUGUGAGGAGAAUCAUGGGAUAUUUGUGCGCCAGUCCCAGAUCCAGGUUAUAGAGGAUGGGGCCGACACCACAUCCCCUGAAACCCCAGAGCCGGCUGCUUCUAAGGGUCUCAAAAAAGAUGUGUCGGAAACGCCAAAGAGCAGCAAACUGCGCGGCGUGAAGCCCAAGAAGGCGCCCACCACCCGCAAGAUCACCACCCGGCGCACCAAGCCCACCCGGCCCUCCAGCUCAGCCGCAUCCAGUGGGACAGCCGGAGCGUCAGGCUCUGCAUCUGCAUCAUGUGGCGAGAUCAGCAGCAGCGAGCCCAGUACCCCUGCCCAGACUCCGCUGGCUGCUCCCAUCAUCCCUUCACCCUCCUCCGCUAUCUUGUCGCCAGUAGCCCCUCUGCCUGGCCCAGGCCCCACCAAGGAGGAGGAGAAUCUCCGGGCCCAGGUUAAAGACCUGGAUGAGAAGUUGGAGACCUUGAAGAUGAAGAGAGCAGAAGACAAGGCCAAACUGAAGGAGCUGGAGAAGUCCAAGCUUCAACUGGAGCAGCUGCAGGAGUGGAAGAGCAAAAUGCAGGAGCAGCAGGCAGACGUCCAGCGACAGCUCAAGGAGGCCAAGAAGGAAGCCAAAGAAGCUCUGGAAGCCAAAGAGCGCUACAUGGAAGAGAUGGCAGACACCGCUGAUGCCAUAGAGAUGGCCACCCUGGAUAAGGAGAUGGCCGAAGAGCGGGCAGAAUCUCUGCAGCAGGAGGUGGACACCCUAAAAGAUAAGGUGGAAGAACUCAAAAUAGAUCUGGAAAUCUUUAAGCAUGAGAUUGAGGAGAAAGGGUCAGAUGGAGCCGCUUCCAGUUAUCAGGUCAAACAGCUGGAGGAACAGAACGCAAGACUGAAGGAAGCCCUGGUCCGGAUGCGGGAUCUGUCGGCCUCAGAGAAGCAGGAGCAUGUUAAGGUGCAGAAGCAAAUGGAAAAGAAGAACACAGAACUGGACACCCUACGGCAGCAGAAGGAGAAGCUUCAGGAGGAGGCCUCGCUGAUGGAGAAGACCAUUGAUGAGCUUAAGGAGCAGGUUGAUGCAGCUCUGGGAGCUGAAGAAAUGGUGGAAACCCUGACAGAACGAAACUUGGACCUUGAAGAAAAAGUCCGGGAGCUGAGAGAGACCGUCAGUGACUUGGAAGCCAUUAAUGAGAUGAAUGAUGAGCUGCAGGAGAACGCCCGCGAGACCGAACUGGAGCUCAGGGAGCAGCUGGACAUGGCCGGCGCCCGGGUACGAGAAGCAGAAAAACGCGUGGAAGCUGCGCAGGAAACCGUUGCAGACUACCAGCAGACUAUCAAGAAGUACCGGGACCUGACUGCUCACUUGCAGGAAGUGAACCGUGAGCUGAGGAACCAGCAAGAGGCCUCGGUGGAGAAGGAACAGCAGCCGUCGCCAGAAAUGUUUGACUUCAAGAUUAAGUUUGCGGAGACCAAGGCCCACGCAAAGGCCAUUGAGAUGGAGCUGAGAAAGAUGGAGGUUAGUCAGGCCAAUCGGCAUGUGUCCCUGCUAACAUCCUUUAUGCCAGACAGCUUCCUGCGACACGGAGGGGACCAUGACUGCAUUCUGGUGCUCCUACUGAUCCCUAGACUGAUCUGCAAGGCGGAGCUGAUCAGCAAGCAGGCGCAGGAGAAGUUUGAGCUGUCGGAGGCGAGCGAGCAGAAGAGCGGCAUGAGAGGAGCCGUAGGGGAGCAGAUGAGCUUUGCAGCUGGACUGGUCUAUUCCCUGACCCUCCUGCAGGCCACACUACACAAAUAUGAGCAGGCUCUGGAUAAGUGCAGCGUAGAAGUGUAUAAGAAGGUCGGGAUGCUGUACCCAGAGAUGAGUGUCCAUGAACGCUCUUUGGAUUUCCUCAUUGAGCUGCUGCACAAAGACCAGCUGGAUGAGACCGUCAACGUGGAGCCCCUCACCAAGGCCAUUAAGUACUAUCAGCACCUGUACAGUAUCCACCUCGCUGACCAAUCAGAGGAAUGCACUAUGCAGCUGUCUGACCACAUCAAGUUCACCCAGAGCGCCCUGGACUGUAUGGGAGUCGAAGUGAGCCGUCUGAGAGCCUUCCUGCACGUUGGGCAGGAGAGCUCGGACUUUGCCAUCCUUCUGAAGGAUCUGGAGACCUCGUGCAGUGAUAUCCGCCAGUUCUGCAAGAAGAUCAGACGGCGAAUGCCUGGCACAGAGGCAGCUGGAAUCCCUGCGGCUCUCAGCUUUGCACAGCCGGUCUGUGAGACAUUGCUGGAUUGUCGCAAAUAUCUCAAGUGCGUGGUGGCCGUGUUCCAGGAAGUGGCGGCUGCCGGCGCUCAGAUGAUCGCCCCUAUGGGAGAAAAUGAGGGCCUGCAAGCUUUGAAGCUGGAAGAUGUGGCCUUUAAAGCUACCGAACAGAUUUAUGGUUCAAAGGGCAGUAACCCAUACGAGUGCCUCCGCCAGUCUUGCAGUGUUGUGAUUGCCACCAUGAAUAAGAUGGCCACUGCCAUGCAGGAAGGGGAGUACGAUGCAGAGAAGCCUCAAAGCAAGUCACCUCCUCCGGUGGAACAGAGAGCGGCGGCUCUGCGGGCAGAGAUAACUGAUGCAGAAGGGCUCGGCCUGAAGUUGGAGGAUAGAGAGACUGUCAUCAAAGAGCUGAAAAAAUCUCUAAAAAUAAAGGGCGAGGAGCUCAGUGAGGCCAAUGUGCGGCUCAGCCUCCUGGAGAAGAAGUUGGACAGUGCCUCCAAAGAGGCUGAUGAUCGGGUGGAGAAGAUCCAGACUAAGCUGGAGGAGACACAGACUGUGCUUAAGAAGAAAGAGAAAGAGUUUGAGGAGACAAUGGAUGCGCUCCAGGCCGACAUCGACCAACUGGAGUCUGAGAAAGCCGAGCUCCGCCAAAGGCUCAACAACCAAUCAAAACGCACUAUCGAGGGCCUGCGUGGUUCACCUGCAUCUGGUGUGGCUUCUAUUGUAUCUGGACUUGCAGGAGAGGAAGAGCAGCGAGGAGUAUCAUCUGGCCAGUCCUUGCUAAAUGGCUCUGGCCCAGUCCAAGUGAAGGAUUCUCCAUUGCUGCUGCAGCAAAUUGAUGCCUUGAGGCUUUCAAUGAAACACCUGAAGCAUGAGAACAACAAGCUAAAGGCCCAUCAGAUAAAGGCAGAUCUGGCCUCCUUGCCUGCAUUGCAUGUGCCCAAGCUUUCCCUCCCCAAAGACCGGCAGAGGGAGGAGGCCUUGUCAGGAACCCUGUACCGAAAGACCAGCCAGCUGCUCGACGCCCUGCAGCAAAUGAGCGCCAACGCCAAGGUGGUGGAUAUCGCACACAAGAAAGCAGGAAGUCCUGCAGUGCAUCUCCUGGAGCAAACGGCCCGACUCAAGUCUCUGAGUGACACCAUAGACAAACUAAAGGAUGAAGUAAUGAAGGAGACCGUGGCACAGUGUCCCGGGGCGAACGUUCCCACAGACUUUGCCACCUUCCCGUCCUCAGACUUUAUUAAGGCCAAGGAAGAGAAGAAAGAAGACACCGUUUACAUUGGCAAAGUGACCCUUUCAUGCCAGCCGGGACACGGGCAAAUCCACAAGCUUGUGCUGACCCCGGAACAACUGCACGAGCUGCACGAACGGCUGAUCUGCUAGAGCCCGGCUGCAGCUGCGCCCCCGAGAAGCGUGUGUGUGCGGCCAGCUCUGCGUGUAUUCCCACUAAGCAUGUUCUGAUGAGCAGCGUGGAGCUUGGCUGACCUCCCAUCAGCCCCAGGGGGUGAACGAACUCUGGGCAAAAACAUAAAGUCGGCGAGUGUCACGCUGAGACAACAGUUCUGUAUGGCCACACAGCGUACAUCUCUCUUCCUGGAACCCAUCUCUAUUAUUUACUGUCUGUAACUGACAUUAAGCACUUGGGUUUGGCUUUGGCCAAUAGGGUGAUACAGAACAAGUCCCAGGCAAGGGUAGAUAUUCCUAUUGUAACAGGCACUUCUGUUGGAGCUCCAUUGUUCCUGAUGUAUCUGCGCUGCCUCCUAUGAAUUCAUGAAGUCUGACACUAAGUAUGUGAUGCAGUGUAGCAAGGCUGAAGUGUGAUUGGAUAAUAGUGAGGAUGAUGACGUUACCUUUUUGGAUGCAUGAUGUACCCAAAAUCUUUAAAGGAACAGUAACGCCAAUAAAUGAAAAUAUAUCAAUGAAAUUAAAUGAUAAUGUACUGUUGCCCUGCACUGGUUAACGUUGUGUGUUUUGCUUCAUCGUUACUAUAGUUUAUAUAAACAAAGCAGCUGUGUAGCCCCGGGGGCAGCCAUUCAAAAGGAGAAAAGGCACAGGUUACUUAGCAGAUAACAGAUAAUCUCUAUAGAAUAUAAUGGGGUUUUAUCUGUUAUCUGCUAAGUAACCUGUGCCUUUUCUCCUUUUUUCAUCUUGAUUGGCUGCCCCCAGGGCUACACAGCAGGGUAAUUAUAUAAAAUAUAGUAGCUUUUCUGUAGCAAACGCACCAGUUGUACCAGUAAUAUAAUAUAAUAUAUAUAUAUUACUUUAAAACACUCUUUUUUUGUGUUACUGUUCCUUUAAGAUACAGAUUAGCACAGGUCCAUCAGUGCCGAAGGCUCCUGGUAGAGACCAGCAUAAGAACAAUCUCCAUUGCUUUGCUAUCUAACUCUCAUUAUUGCCCUGUCUUAUUUCUUGUCGGUACCAUGGGUUCUAGUCCUUGCUGAGGCCAUACUGCCUGUCAGUCCGUAUAGAUGAUUACUUGCACUAAUACACGCACUUAUACAGAAUAUUCAGUACAGAACAACCACUUCUAACAUUAAAAGAUAAUCACUGUCCUCUCCUUGUUCUUAUUCUGUCCUCUUCUGAACAUAGCUUGUCAGAGGCAUAUAUAUACAUGUGUAUUUGCUUAUGUUAAAGUGCCUGUAAGGAAGAACUUUCCUGUGGGGGACACAGCAAAGGGGUUAAAGUGCUUCAGUGUUUGUAGCUGAGCUGUGUCACAAGAUGGGAGAGAUGUACCGGCCCACAGCUCCAGUAUCUGAAGGAAAAUACUUGUAUCUAUGGGGCCCCAUUAUACAAAUGGCCAUUUCUUGUGAGAGGAGGACGUGCUACAUAUUUCAGCUGUCGGUUACUGAACAGAAGCCCGAUUGCCUUGAUACCUACCUGGGACUUUACUAAAAUGCUUUCUGUAUGGUGGAAAAGCAAAGAUCUGUAGGAAAGUGCUGUAUUCCAGGUAACUAAAUAAAGGGUUAACUGUCUGUGCAGCUUCUCAUCCCUA